Messenger RNA from Pocillopora verrucosa, 3267 nucleotides. Its product is annotated as GPI ethanolamine phosphate transferase 1. The record is from RefSeq and is a predicted model, not a curated record. Gene Ontology annotation, molecular function: mannose-ethanolamine phosphotransferase activity. Lineage: Eukaryota; Metazoa; Cnidaria; Anthozoa; Scleractinia; Pocilloporidae. Gene Ontology annotation, cellular component: endoplasmic reticulum membrane. Gene Ontology annotation, biological process: GPI anchor biosynthetic process.
AUGGCCGCAGCGAAGUCAACUCUCUUAGUUUUAGGGAUACUGGUUCAUAUCAUCUAUCUUGCGUCCAUAUUCGAUAUUUAUUUUACUUCUCCCCUAGUUCAUGGCAUGACCCCUUACCAAUCGACUCUAAAGGCGCCCGCAAAGAGGUUGGUUUUAUUUGUUGCCGACGGAUUACGAGCAGACAAAUUUUAUGAACUUGAUGAACGCGGAAAAACUCGCGCACCAUAUUUAAGAGAUUUGAUCGAAACAAAAGCCAGUUGGGGUGUUUCUCACACACGAGUACCUACAGAGUCUCGGCCUGGACAUGUGGCCCUCAUUGCUGGGUUCUACGAAGAUGUCAGCGCCGUGGCCAAAGGUUGGAAAGAGAACCCAGUGGAGUUUGAUUCUACCUUUAAUGAAAGCAGAUACACAUGGUCUUGGGGAAGCCCUGAUAUCCUGCCAAUGUUUGCCAAGGGAGCCAGUGGAAACCAUGUUUUUACAUCCAUGUAUGAAGAUGUUGCAGAAGACUUUGCAAAUGAGGAUGCUGCUAAGCUUGAUACUUGGGUGUUUAAUGAAGUAAGAAAGUUCUUUAGUGCUUCAAUGAAUAAUGAAACUUUGAAGAGGAUGCUUCAUGAAGAGAAAAUUGUUUUUUUCUUUCACCUUCUAGGAAUUGACACCAAUGGCCAUGCACACAGACCAACCUCCCAAGAGUAUCUUAGGAAUAUUGCUGUUGUGGACAAAGGGAUAAAAGACAUGGAAAAUUUAAUUGAAGAAUUUUAUGGUCAUGAUCAUCGAACAGCAUUUGUGUUGACAGCUGAUCAUGGGAUGACUAACUGGGGGUCCCAUGGGGCAGGACAUCCUCACGAAACACUGACUCCCUUAGUAGCUUGGGGAGCUGGUGUACAAGGACCAAUGGCUCCUGCACAAGGUGUUGAUAUUGCCGAGGAGACAAUCAAGUGGAAUCUUGGUCAUCUGAAAAGAAUAGAUGUCAAUCAAGCUGAUAUUGCACCACUGAUGACUUCUCUGAUUGGUGUUCCAUUUCCUCUGAACUCUGUGGGAAUUUUACCAUUGGACUAUCUCAACAACUCUGAGCAAUACCUUGCAGAAAACCUCUUCAUGAAUUCACAGCAGAUUCUUGCUCAAUAUGAUGUGAAAGAAUUGUUCAGAAAGGAAACUUCUCUCUGGUUUCGGCCCUUCUCUUCCUUGGCAGGUGCAAAGAAAACAGGAAUGAUUCGUGACAUAAAAGAGUUCAUGCGAGCCAAGAAGUAUAAAGAAGCCGAGAGCCUAAGCAGAGGUCUAAUCAAUCUUGCAUUAGAAGGACUCAAUUACUACCAGAACUACGACAGGGUUUUCUUAAAUUUAGUGGUUACUCUUGGAUUUUUGGGAUGGAUAUCGUGCAUCAUCCUACAGAUUGUCGAAGAUCAUAGCGAAGUCAUCAAAGAGGCGUCCAAACUCGAUAAAGGGAGUGUCCAGCCAAUGGUGGAGACGGUGCCUUUAAACACCGCAACUUUGGUCCUCGCUUUUCUCGCGCUAAUUCUUUUGUUUAUUCAAAAAGCGCCUUGGAUGUAUUACAGCUACUGCUUAUUGCCCUUGGUGUUUUGGAACCGCAUUGCCAAGAGACUUCACGUGGUCAAAGCGGCUUGGAGCUAUAUCAGUGCAAAACAGUUGCAGCAUAGAGUUCUGUUUACCUUCAUGUUCGGUUGUUUCUCGUUAGAGAUUCUAGUCAUGAGCUUCUUCAGGCGAGAGAUUCUCUCUGUUGGUCUCAUCUGUCUUGCUCUGUGGCCUUUCACCACUCAAUUGUACAGAACUUGCAGGCUAUCUGUAGCAGGUUGGCUGAUCCUCAACUUCGCUCUCUCCGUGUUUCCUGUUCUUCCUGUUGUCGGACGUGAAGCCAACUAUUUCUUGGUGUCUGCGGCAGGAUUCUUAACUUUAAUCAUUUUCUCGUCCCUGUUGUUUUACGUUUCCAGUGUGUCUUACUCACUUAGGACAGAAUUAACAAAAUCAUGUAAAAUCCUGCUCCCUCAAGCACUUCUCACGGGAUUAGCAAUUUAUAUCGUGAACAGUACAGCAGCGAGUCUACAACAAAAACUCGGACUCCCAUUAGUAAACCAACUUGGGAGUUGGACUAUUCUUAUAUCGUCUUUUCUGUUACCUCUGAUCAACUCGAGUAAUUUAACGGUCCGAUUGUCGAGUAUAGCUAUAGCGUUUUCCUCAUUAUAUAUAUUGAUGAGUACUGCCUAUGAAGGCCUGUUUUUGUUAGUCCUCUCGCUGCUAAUGGGUGCAUGGCUUUUGUCUGAGCACAAACUUUCUGGCAAAACCCUUGACGCGCUGUUAGAAACUCAACUAAGUAACGACAGCUCCACGAGCACUCAUCAGCCAGCUUGGAAAGCGCUUACAAGAGGCAUGGACACCCCUGUAACGAGAAAACUCACUCUAGAGGACCUUCGCUGCGCUUAUUUCUUCGUGUUCUUUAUCGUAGUGGCCUUCUUUGGAACAGGAAACAUUGCUAGUAUAAACAGCUUUGAUCCCGCGUCCGUUUAUUGCUUCCUGACUGUAUUCUCGCCCUUCGUUAUGGGAAGUUUACUGCUCUGUAAAGUGCUUAUUCCGUUUGUGAUUGUAGCAUGUGCAUUCGACGCAAUACACGUGGUGCUCUCGAUCCCAGUUCAAAGUCUAGUGUUGGUAGUGCUAGUGAUGACGGAUUUAAUGGGACUGCAUUUCUUUUACCUUGUGCAGGAUAGCGGUAGUUGGCUAGACAUUGGGACAAGUAUCAGCCAUUUUGUUAUCAUGAUGGCCUUUAUUAUAUUCUUGCUUCCAAUAUUCGGUCUGGCUAGGCUCUUCACAGGUGCGUCCUUAGUAUUCAGGACGAGCAAGAAAAUAGCCUAAAGGGCGGAACACACGAGCCGACAAUGUGCUGCAGCAGGUCCCACUCCAAAUCGCCCCUUACGUACCGUUAGCACUGCCUGCAAAACGCGUCGUUGCGACUUGUUUUAAGGACAGAAUGCUGUCCAGGGGAUACAGCUUUUCAUGAAAAAAAAAACUCAUGUCACACGUAGCGAAUUGUCGCUGAAUGUGUUCUGACCGUCAAUAGGCCACACCUAGUUCGCUCAAACCUUAAGGAAAUUUUAAGAUAUAACUGAGUAAGGUUAAAUAUUGAAAUAGUAACUUAUGACUAAAGAAACAAAAGGAACAUGCAUGUAGGAAAGCCAAAAUUGGAAUGAGAGGGCAAAUUUCAAACGAUUUGUCUGUGAGGAUACUUGAAAUACAAAGGACCAAAUUCUUUCAAGUUUA